Molecule: messenger RNA, 1560 nt
Organism: Pseudophryne corroboree (corroboree frog)
Lineage: Eukaryota; Metazoa; Chordata; Amphibia; Anura; Myobatrachidae
Gene: OSGEP
Product: O-sialoglycoprotein endopeptidase
Exons: 12
Coding region: 94-1101 (335 amino acids)
Biological process (GO): tRNA threonylcarbamoyladenosine modification
Cellular component (GO): cytoplasm; EKC/KEOPS complex
Source: RefSeq, a predicted model, not a curated record
AGAGCGCUCAGCCAUCCAGGAGGAGAAGACGGAGAGGCAGCUGGAAACGUGAGAGAGGACAGAGGGGGACAAAUCAGGAGAGGAGAGGUAACAAUGACGAUUGUUCUUGGAUUCGAAGGCAGUGCCAACAAAAUAGGUGUGGGGAUCAUUCAGGAUGGAAAAGUCCUAAGCAAUCCACGAAGGACCUACAUAACUCCGCCAGGGCAGGGUUUCAUGCCCAGUGAUACCGCUCGUCACCACCGCUCCUGUAUAUUGGAUGUGCUGCACGAGGCUCUAGAGCAGGCUCAGUUACAGCCAAAGGACAUAGACUGCGUGGCUUAUACAAAAGGACCUGGAAUGGGAGCUCCCUUGUUGUCAGUAGCAAUAGUGGCACGUACUGUAGCUCAGCUGUGGAAGAAGCCUCUGCUGGGGGUGAAUCAUUGCAUUGGCCACAUAGAGAUGGGGCGACUGAUUACUGGUGCUGAAAAUCCCACUGUGCUGUAUGUGAGUGGAGGCAAUACACAGGUCAUUGCAUACUCUGAACGGCGGUAUCGAAUAUUCGGCGAGACGAUAGACAUUGCUGUAGGAAAUUGUUUGGAUCGUUUUGCCAGAGUACUAAAGAUCUCUAAUGACCCCAGCCCUGGUUAUAACAUUGAGCAGAUGGCUAAGAAGGGCAAAAAGUUUGUGGAAUUACCGUACACUGUAAAAGGGAUGGACGUGUCCUUUUCCGGUAUUCUGUCCUACACGGAGGACAUGGCGCAUAAAAUGCUGAAAUCCGGAGACUGUUCACCUGAAGAUCUCUGCUUUUCCCUGCAGGAGACCCUCUUCUCCAUGCUGGUGGAGAUUACAGAACGGGCUAUGGCUCACUGCGGCUCACAGGAAGUGCUAAUUGUGGGCGGAGUUGGAUGUAACAUACGGUUGCAAGAGAUGAUGGAAGUAAUGUGCAAGGAACGAGGUGCCAAGCUUUUUGCAACAGAUGAGAGGUUCUGUAUUGAUAAUGGUGCUAUGAUUGCCCAAGCAGGGUGGGAGAUGUUUCGAUCAGGUCAAGUCACCCCUCUGCAAGACUCAUGGAUAACUCAACGAUACCGGACUGAUGAAGUGGAGGUAACGUGGAGAGAUUGAGAACAACUCACCUGGAAAGUGCUGGAAUGGUGUUUCUUGCCAUGUCAACCAAGCGUUUGUAUUGUUUUUUUCAGGAGACCUAGGGGGUGAUUCAGGUUUGUUAGCAAACCAGAAAACUAGCAAUUGGAUAAAACCAUGUUGCACUGCAGGUGGGGCAGAUGUAACAUGUGCAGAGAGUUAGAUUUGGGUGGGUUAUAUUGUUUCUGUGCAUGGUAAAUACUGGCUGCUUAAUAUCUACACUGCAAUUUAAAUUUCAGUUUGAACACACCCCACCCAAAUCUAACUCUCUCUGCACAUGUUACAUCUGCCCCACCUGCAGUGCACAUGGUUUUGCUCAAUUGCUAACAAACCUGAAUAAGGCCCCUUAUACUGUAAGUCUGCACCCUCAUCACAGUGAAGUCACUUUAGACCAGGCAAUUAAUCUGAUUUUACAUUUCUUAAUAAAAGACCAUAAAGCAA